AUGGACCGCGAUAAUGAUCUCCCGCUGCCCACCCCUUCAGAACCUGCCUCGGCCACAACCUCUCCAAGAGCCAGCGUCUUUGGCACCUUCCCUCGCCAAGCUCCCCCCACUUCAAACGCAAACCCUCGCGGCAGAACUCCCCAAUCUCGAAGAGUCAGCAGCAGCACAAUCAACAGCGCAAGCCCGAGCACAGAACGUGCCGAACAAGACAAGCCUGUACCCAUUGGCAAGAUUGGUGUCUGCGCUCUGGAUAGCAAGGCCAGAAGCAAGCCCAGUCGCAACAUUCUCAACAGACUGAUCAAGGAGGGUGAAUUCGAGGUCAUUGUCUUUGGUGACAAGGUCAUUCUGGAUGAAGAUGUCGAGAACUGGCCCAUCUGCGACUUCCUCAUCUCCUUCUUCUCCGAUGGGUUUCCGCUGGACAAGGCUAUAGCAUACGCCAAACUGCGCAAACCUUUCUGUGUCAACGACCUGCCCAUGCAGACAAUUCUCUGGGACCGCCGCAUCUGUUUACAAAUCCUCACAAAGCUCAACGUGCCCACGCCCGAGCGUGUCGAAGUCAACCGCGACGGAGGUCCCAAGGUUCAAUCCGCCGAUAUUGCCCAGCGAUGCUUUGAAAAGACUGGUAUCCGAUUCCCAGUAUUAGGCAGCCAGCCAGAGACCGAAUCACAACAAACAGCAAACCCUGUCGUCGAAUUGCUGGACGACGGCGACACAAUCUGUGUUGACGGCAAGAAGUUGACAAAACCUUUUGUCGAAAAGCCUACCGACGGAGAAGAUCACAACAUCCACAUUUACUAUCCGAAGAGCCAAGGUGGAGGUGGUAGGAGACUGUUCCGCAAGGUCAACAACAAGAGCUCGGAAAAGGAUGAGACUUUGACAGUGCCCAGAUCUAUCACCGAGCCUGGAAGCAGCUACAUCUACGAGCAGUUCCUCAAGGUCGAGAAUGCGGAGGAUGUGAAGGCUUACACUGUCGGCCUCGACUACUGCCAUGCUGAAACCAGAAAAUCUCCCGUCGUUGAUGGUGUUGUCAAGCGCAACCCCAAUGGCAAGGAGGUUCGCUAUGUUACCAGCCUUAGCAAGGAGGAAGCUGGCAUGGCCUCGAGAAUCGCCGAUGGUUUCGGACAGCGCGUUUGUGGCUUUGAUCUGCUGCGUGUGGGCGACAAGAGCUACGUUAUCGAUGUCAACGGCUGGAGUUUUGUCAAAGACAACAACGACUACUAUGACAAGUGCGCCAACAUUCUGAAGAGCAUGUUUAUCAAGGAAAAGACCAGACUUGACAACAACAAGCAACAGCAGCAACACACGUCUGCUCCUACCUCUGCCGUUGAAGACAACUACGAAAGAGAGGCUCCUGGUACACAUCGCAAGAGCACUCUCUCCAGUCAUCGCAGCCAUCUGAAGUCAGUCUUCCGCUCUGCCAGUGCCAACAGACUGAGGGAAAUGGGCAACAAGAAGCCUGGCUCCCCUGAGAUAUCUCAACUCCCAUCUCCCAUCACUUCUCCGCCAAGCUUUGGAAAUCUUCCAAUGCCUCGAAGCCCUGGCAUUCCUCAGGACAGCCAACUACCACCACCUGCCGUGCCUGACGAGAACCAUCAGUACCAAAGCCUGCAAGAAUCCAUUCACGAAGCCGAGGAACACACUGAGCCAGUACCCGCACCUGCCUCCAAGUCGCAGUGGAAGCUCAAGGGUAUGGUUUCUGUCAUUCGUCAUGCCGAUCGUACACCCAAGCAAAAAUUCAAGUUCACCUUCCACACGAAGCCUUUCGUCGAUUUGCUCAAAGGUCAUCGUGAGGAAGUGUUGCUCGUCGGAGAGGCUGCUCUGAGGAGUGUGCAAGAGGCUGUUCAGCAAGCCUUGGUCGAAGGUGAGGAAGAUCAGACUAAACUCCGGACACUUUCAAAUGCUCUUGACAAGAAGGGAAGCUGGCCCGGCACAAAGGUCCAAAUCAAGCCCAUGUUCCGCAAGAGAAGACAGGAGGAGUUGCCUGCCGAACUUCAGGACAAGGUCGAAGUUGAUAAGGACGGCAACGCCAAGCCAAAGCCUACUCCUCUGCAGGGUAACGAUGCCAACCACUCGCGUGGAGACUCCAUGGCAGACGUUACUCUGUCUAGAAUCUCCGCUGCCGAGAACAAUCUUGUGCUUGACAAGUUGCAGCUCGUCAUGAAGUGGGGUGGUGAGCCUACCCACUCUGCUCGUUACCAAGCCCAGGAUCUUGGUGAGAAUAUGCGUAACGAUCUGCUCUUGAUGAACAAGGAUGCUCUCAGAGACGUCCGUGUCUUCUCAUCCUCCGAGCGCCGUGUGUCGACCAGUGCCCAGAUCUUCACUGCUGCGUUCUUGGAUCAGAAGGAGCUUGACCCCAACUUCAUUUCUGUUCGCAAGGAUCUACUUGAUGACUCGAAUGCAGCCAAGGACGAGAUGGACAAGGUCAAGAAGAAGUUGAAGGGUCUCCUCCGCCAGGGCAAGCAAGCACCCGACCAAUUUGCUUGGCCCAAGGAUGGCACUCCUGAGCCUUACUUGGUCGUCCGCAGUGUUGUCGAACUGAUGAAGUUCCACCGCCGCGUCAUGCUUCAAAACUUCACCAAGCUUCGUCCUCAAGGUGAAGGAGGCGCACCCAUCAAGAGUCCUCCUAGCAACGCCUCUUCCGCCAGCCUUGCAGAGACUACUCCAGAAUGGGUCGAUCCUAAACAGAUCCAAUCUAGAUGGUGCUGCGGUGAAGAUGCUUCAUUGUUCAAGGAACGUUGGGAGAAGCUAUUCAAGGAAUUUACCGAUGCUGAGAAGGUUGACCCUAGUAAGAUCAGUGAACUCUACGACACGAUGAAAUUCGAUGCUCUCCACAACCGACAAUUCCUCGAAUGGGUAUUCACUCCCAGCAGCGAUAUGGUUGAUGACGACCACGAACGUCCCGAUACUCUGAAGCGCACUGCCUCUGCAGCUCUGAGAGAAGAGUUUGGUCAAACUCACGAGGGUCUUGCACCUACCAAGGAUCAGUCUGCUGCCAAGGUUGAUGUACGUCUAGAAAAGCUGAGAGAGCUUUACCGCUUCUCGAAAGUCCUGUUUGACUACAUCGGUCCGCAAGAAUAUGGUAUGCUGAACAGCGAGAAAUUGGAGAUUGGUCUUUUGACAAGUCUGCCAUUGCUCAAGGAGAUUGUGACGGAUUUGGAAGAAAUGCAAGCAUCGGAGGAUGCCAAAUCGUUCAUCUACUUUACCAAAGAGUCGCACAUCUACACCCUUCUCAACUCCAUUCUUGAAGGUGGCGUCCAGACCAAGAUAGCCCGCAAUGCCAUCCCCGAACUCGACUAUCUUUCUCAAAUCGGCUUCGAAUUGUACGAAUCACAAAACGAAGCCAGCACCGAUGACCCAGAAGGCAGCAACUUCAACUACAGCAUUCGUAUCACUCUUUCGCCUGGUUGCCACGCUUUCGACCCUCUGGACGUUCAACUGGACAGCAAGCAUUGUAUCGGCUGCACUCCCCGCAGAAGUUUAACACCACACGUUGAGUGGAAGGAGGUUCUCGAGACCCUAAGAGCCAAGUUCCACACUGUCAAGUUGCCCAAGAGCUUCUUGGCUGUCAAUCUAAGUGAGAAGGUUCCUCAGGCAUUUGCGCCGCAAGUCAAGCCAGAGGAGGCUACUGGUGAAGCAGAUCCGAAGGUUGUGGGUGUGGAGGCUAGUCCUAUUGCUCCUGCUCACCAGCCUUGA
Molecule: messenger RNA, 3693 nt
Organism: Aureobasidium melanogenum CBS 110374
Lineage: Eukaryota; Fungi; Ascomycota; Dothideomycetes; Dothideales; Saccotheciaceae
Exons: 3
Coding region: 1-3693 (1230 amino acids)
Biological process (GO): inositol phosphate biosynthetic process; inositol metabolic process
Cellular component (GO): cytosol
Molecular function (GO): diphosphoinositol pentakisphosphate kinase activity; inositol hexakisphosphate kinase activity; 5-diphosphoinositol pentakisphosphate 1-kinase activity
Source: RefSeq, a predicted model, not a curated record